ACCGCCGGCCGCCGUCACCAUGCCGUGGCCCUUCUCCGAGUCCAUCAAGAAGCGGGCCUGCCGCUACCUGCUGCAGCGCUACCUGGGCCACUUCCUGCAGGAGAAGCUGAGCCUGGAGCAGCUCAGCCUGGAUCUCUACCAGGGCACCGGCUCCCUGGCCCAGGUCCCCCUGGACAAGUGGUGUCUCAAUGAGAUCCUGGAGUCGGCGGAUGCACCUUUAGAAGUCACCGAAGGAUUCAUACAGUCCAUUUCGCUCUCAGUUCCAUGGGGCUCCUUGCUACAGGACAAUUGUGCACUGGAAGUGAAAGGGUUGGAGAUGGUUUUCCGGCCUAGACCCCGACUAGCAACUGGUUCUGAGCCUAUGUAUUGGUCAAGUUUCAUGACCAGCAGUAUGCAAUUGGCCAAAGAAUGUCUUAGCCAGAAACUAACAGAUGAACAAGGAGAAGGAACUCAGCCUUUUGAAGGACUUGAAAAGUUUGCGGAAACCAUCGAAACAGUACUGAGAAGAGUCAAAGUCACUUUUAUAGACACUGUCUUGAGAAUUGAACAUGUGCCGGAAAAUUCCAAAACUGGAACUGCACUUGACAUUCGAAUAGAAAGAAUUGUUUACUGUGAUGAAACUGCUGAUGAGUCCUCAGGAAUUAAUGUGCAUCAACCUACAGCGUUUGCUCACAAGUUACUUCAGCUCUCUGGAGUGUCUCUCUUCUGGGAUGAGUUUUCUGCAUCAGCAAAAUCUUCCCCAGUGUGUUCAACUGCACCAGUGGAAACUGAGCCAAAGUUGUCACCUAGCUGGAACCCCAAAAUUGUUUAUGAGCCACACCCACAACUAACUAGAAGUUUACCAGAGGUCACGCCCUCUGACCCCGUGCAGAUUGGAGAGCUCAUUGGUAAAUUGGAGUUGAGUCUCACAUUGAAACAGAAUGAAGUACUUCCAGGAGCAAAGUUGGAUAUUGAUGGGCAGAUAGAUUCGAUUCAUCUGUUCCUGUCGCCGAAGCAGGUACAUUUGCUUUUGGAUAUGUUAGCAGCGAUUGCUGGACCAGAAAAUUCUAGCAGAAUUGGGUUGGCUAAUAAAGAUAGAAAAAAUCGACCUCUGCAGCAGGAAGAUGAAUAUCGGAUUCAGUUGGAAUUGAACCGUUAUUAUUUGGGGAAAAACUCCCUUUCUGUGGGCGUACCUUCAGAGCAAAGCUUCUAUGAAUCUGAAACGACUCGCACACCUUCUAGCCGUGAAGAAGAAGUUUUCUUCUCUAUGGCUGAUAUGGAUAUGUCCCACAGCCUUUCUUCUCUUCCGCCCCUUGGGGACCCCCCAAAUAUGGACCUUGAACUAUCUCUAACGAGUACAAAUACAAAUACCCCAGCAGGAUCUCCGUUAAGUGCUACUCUGCUUCAGCCAGCCUGGGGAGAUUACCUCGAUCAUCAGAAAGAGCAGCAUGCCAGAGGGUCCACGUUGCCAUCCAACCUCAUUCACCCAGGAGUCUCACAGAAGACUUCUCUCCCUUCUAGGUCUGUUUCAGUGGAUGAAUCCAGGCCUGAACUUAUUUUUAGAGUAGCUGUGGGAGCUCUUUCCGUUUCUGUGCUUCACAUUGAUCCUUUAUCUCCACCCGAUACAUCAUUGAACCUUAAUCCAUUGACUUCAAUGGCGAUGGCUUUCUUUACUUGUAUAGAAAAGAUUGAUCCAGCAAGAUUCUCAACCGAAGAUUUUAAGUCUUUCCGAGCAGUAUUUGCAGAAGCUUGUUCUCAUGAUCAUCUUAGGUUUAUAGGUACUGGCAUCAAAGUGUCCUAUGAGCAGAGACAAAGAUCGGCUGCCCGUUGCGUCAGUACCGAUGUGUCAGUGGGGGACAUGGAGCUGGUGGAGUGUCUGUUUCCCACUGACUCUCAGUCUGUGCCUCCUCACUACACAGAGCUUUUAAUGUUUCAUCCCAAAGAACGAACUGAUUGUCACCCUCCAUUGUGUCUUCAGCUUCAUUACAAGCAUUCUGAGAGUAAAGGACCCCAGGGUAAUCAAGCGAGACUAAGUGCUGUUCCUCAGAAGGCUGAAUUACAAAUUAAACUAAACCCAGUAUUUUGUGAGCUGGACAUCAGUAUUGUGGAUAGGUUGAAUUCUUUGCUUCAGCCACAGAAACUGUCUACAGUGGAGAUGAUGGCCUCUCACAUGUAUACUUCAUAUAAUAAGCAUGUUAGUUUGCACAAGGCUUUCACCGAAGUAUUUCUAGAUGAUACCCAUAGUCCUGCAAAUUGUCGAGUAUCGGUACAAGUUGCCACACCAGCAUUGAACCUUUCUGUUCGCUUCCCAAUACCUGAUCUUCGGUCAGACCAAGAAAGAGGGCCGUGGUUUAAGAAGUCCCUCCAGAAGGAGAUCCUUCAUUUAGCAUUCACAGAUCUAGAAUUCAAGACUGAAUUUUUAGGAGGCUCAACUCCAGAACAAAUGAAACUGGAACUUACCUUUAGAGAACUAGCAGGUUCAUUCCAGGAAGAUAAAGGAGAACCAGCUAUUAAGUUUUUCCAUGUUUCUAGUGGCCUAGAUGGAGAUCCUUCAUCCUCAGAUGACUUUGAUUGGCCACGGAUUGUACUGAAGAUCAAUCCCCCAGCUAUGCAUUCCAUCCUGGAGAGGAUCGCUGCUGAGGAGGAAGAGGAUGAGGAAAAUGAUGGGCACUAUCAGGAGGAAGAGGAGGGCGGCGCCCACUCCCUCAAGGACGUCUGUGACCUCCGAAGACCAGCCCCAUCACCCUUUUCCUCUCGCAGAGUGAUGUUUGAAAAUGAACAGAUGGUGAUGCCAGGUGACCCUGUGGAAAUGACAGAGUUUCAGGAUAAAGCAAUCAGCAAUUCUCACUACGUACUGGAACUUUCGUUACCCACUGUUCAUAUAACACUACCUAAUAAAAGUUUUUAUGAGAAGCUUUAUAAUAGGAUAUUUAAUGACUUGCUGCUGUGGGAACCAACAGCUCCUUCACCAGUGGAAACUUUUGAAAAUAUUUCCUAUGGUAUUGGACUUUCAGUAGCCAGCCAGCUGAUCAAUACCUUCAACAAAGAUAGUUUCACUCCAUUUAAGUCUGCUGUGCACUAUGAUGAGGAAAGUGGAUCUGAAGAGGAGACUUUGCAGUAUUUUUCUACUGUUGAUCCCAACUAUCGUUCCCGUAGGAAGAAAAAACUAGACUCCCAAAACAAGAACUCGCAGAGUUUCCUCUCAGUUCUUCUGAGUAUUAAUCAUGGGCUAAUGGCAGUAUUUACAGAUGUCAAGCAAGAAAAUGGAGAUCUGCUGGCAAACAAGCAUGGUGAAUUCUGGUUCGAAUUCAGUGGUGGCUCAUUGUUCUGUGUGACAAACUAUGAAGGUUUCGAUGACAAGCACUACAUCUGCCUCCACACUAGCAGUUUCAGUCUGUACCACAAAGGUAUAGUGGAUGGGGUGGUGCUCCCCACAGAAACACGCCUGCCCAGUGUCAACCGCCCUCAUUGGUUGGAACCUACUAUUUAUUCCUCUGAGGAAGAUGGUGUCAGCAGAGCUUCCACAGAUGGUGUUGGAGGAGACACUUUAAAUAUGCUCUCUGUCGCCGUCAAAAUCUUAUCUGAUAAAUCAGAGUCCAACACAAAGGAAUUUCUGAUUGCGGUGGGCCUUCGAGGAGCCACCCUCCAACACAGAGUGCUGCCUUCUGGGCUCAGCUGGCAUGAGCAGAUUUUAUACUUCUUGAAUAUUGCUGACGAACCUGUCCUGGGAUACAACCCUCCAACUUCAUUUACCACUUUCCACGUCCAUCUCUGGAGCUGUGCUCUUGAUUAUAGGCCUCUUUAUCUGCCAAUCCGAUCUCUUCUUACUGUUGAAACGUUCAGCAUUUCUAGUAGUGUUUCCUUGGACAAAUCUUCAUCUACUCUCAGAAUAAUCUUGGAUGAAGCUGCCUUACAUCUUUCUGACAAGUGUAAUACUGUCACUGUAAAUUUAAAUAGAGAUUAUGUUCAGGUGAUGGACAUGGGGCUUUUGGAAUUAACUAUCACUGCAGUGAAGUCUGAUUCUGAUGAUGGAGAACAAACCCAGCCACGCUUUGAGUUACACUGCUCCAGCGACAUUGUCCACAUCAGAACCUGUUCAGACUCUUGUGCGGCCUUAAUGAAUCUCAUUCAGUACAUCGCAAGCUAUGGGGACUUACAUGUGGCCAGCAAAGCAAAAGAGAAGCCCGGAGCUCCUCACAGGAAGACCAAGGUAGAUUCUAGUGGUCGAACAUCUUCACGUGGCCCAGUACUUCCCGAAGCAGAACAGCAGAUUCUCCGAGAUCUGAUGAGUGACGCGAUGGAGGAGGUUGAUAUGCAGCAGGCCACUGCCACAAAGCCGCAGGCUAAUGGAGAGACAGGAUCUCUCGAUGGAAAAUCACCAGCACCAGAGCACUGCUGUUCUGACCUCUUCCUCUUCCCAGAUGAGAGUGGGAGCGUGUCCCAGGAGCCAGACCCCACUUACACCUCCUUCACUCACCACACGAUCAGCGAUGCAAUGACUGCAGUACCCAUGGAGAAUGACGACUUCUGCAUCCUGUUUGCACCAAAGACCACAAUUCAGGAGAAAGAAGAAGAACCGGUUAUAAAAAUAAUGGUUGAUGAUGCUAUUGUGAUCAGAGAUAAUUAUUUCAGUCUGCCCAUUAAAAAGACAGAUACUAGCAAAGCCCCGUUACACUUUCCCAUCCCUGUUAUUCGCUAUGUUGUCAAAGAAGUCUCUCUGGUUUGGCAUCUCUAUGGUGGAAAAGAUUUUGGUCCAGUUCCUCCUCCAUCUCCAGCUAAAAGUUAUGGAAGUCCCUACAGUUCGCCUUCUCACACCCCCACAAGACAUAGUCGUCAUAUGGUCUAUGGGGGAAAAGGAAGAAAUCAUGACUUUUUAAUGGAGAUACAGCUAAGCAAGGUGAAGUUUCAGCAUGAGGUCUACCCGCCCUGCAAGCCCGAGUGUGAGUCGAGCCUCGUGGAGCACCCGGUCUCCCGGCAGGUGUUCACUGUUCAGGACCUGGAGAUCCGUGACCGCCUUGCCACAUCUCAGAUGAAUAAAUUUUUGUACCUCUAUUGCAGCAAAGAAAUGCCACGAAAAGCUCAUUCCAACAUGUUGACAGUGAAGGCGUUACACGUGCGCCCAGAGUCUGGCAAGUCCCCUCAGGAAUGCUGCUUACGAGUGUCCCUAAUGCCACUUCGCCUCAAUAUUGACCAGGAUGCUCUGUUCUUCCUGAAGGAUUUCUUUACAAGUCUUUCUACUGAAGUGGAAAUUCUGAUGGCUCCAGAUCCCGAAGUGAAAAAGUCUCCUGGAGCUGAUGUCACCUGCAGUUUGCCAAGGCACUUAAGCACUUCCAAAGAGCCAAGUUUGGUUCUUCCCGUUCCUAGGCCAAAGCAACCUUCUGUACAGGACAGUGCCAAAUUGGUGGGCCUGGUGAACGGGGAAGAAGAAAAGGACUUCUCAGCUGAGGAGGCAUCCUUCAGCGACCAGCCUGUCUUCUUCAGAGAAUUUAGAUUCACAUCAGAAGUUCCCAUUCGUCUUGAUUAUCAUGGCAAACAUGUAUCAAUGGAUCAGGGUACUUUAGCUGGAAUAUUGAUUGGUCUAGCCCAGUUAAACUGCUCUGAAUUAAAGUUAAAGAGACUUUUCUAUCGGCAUGGUUUGCUAGGUGUCGACAAAUUAUUCUCCUAUGCAAUCACAGAGUGGCUCACUGACAUUAAGAAAAACCAGCUGCCAGGAAUCCUGGGAGGUGUUGGUCCAAUGCAUUCACUAGUACAAUUAGUGCAAGGCCUCAAGGACUUGGUGUGGUUGCCGAUCGAGCAGUACCGGAAGGACGGCCGCAUUGUGCGUGGGUUUCAGAGAGGCGCAGCGUCCUUUGGCACCUCCACAGCCAUGGCCGCGCUGGAGCUUACCAACAGGAUGGUUCAGACCAUACAGGCAGCUGCAGAGACAGCUUAUGACAUGGUGUCCCCUGGUACUCUGGCCAUUGAGCCCCGGAAGAUCAGAAGGUUUCCCCAUCACCGUUUAGCCCACCAGCCAGUGGACCUUCGGGAAGGCGUGGCCAAAGCCUACUGUGUGGUGAAGGAGGGCAUCACAGACACGGCUCAAACCAUCUACGAGACAGCAGCCCGCGAGCAUGAGAGCCGUGGGGUGACAGGCGCUGUGGGCGAAGUCCUGCGCCAGAUCCCACCAGCUGUGGUGAAGCCGCUGAUUGUGGCCACAGAAGCCACAUCCAAUGUGUUGGGUGGUAUGAGGAACCAGAUCCGGCCUGAUGUGCGGCAGGAUGAGUCGCAGAAGUGGCGCCACGGGGAGGACUGAGUGCUCAGAGGGGCUUUGGGGAGCCGGUGGAGGAGAGGGUGGAGGUCGGAGCACAGUGCCUGCCCUGGUGCAGCUGCUGAGAGGUUCACUCACUCUGAUUUUGUGCUCAUCUCAGGAAUUACAGCAUUUCCUAGCUCCGUAAUCCACUAGCAAAGCAACAUGCAACCCCUAAACUGGCGGCUUUUUUUUUUUUUAUGGCUAGUUUGGUACUUGCCUGGAGAAGCAGUUAGUAGCUGGUGUCAAAGUCCAUAAAACAUUUGCUGCCAAGUUAGUGUGGGGAGCUAUAGUCAGGUCCCCUGUGAAGGCAGUGUCACAGGUGAGAAGCCCCUGGCACUUCCCUUUCCAAGUCCUGCUGCUACAAAAGGGAUUUUUGUGGCACUGAGGAGCUGUUUUGAUUUAUUCCUCCCCCCCAAAUUUAUAAAAGAAUCACAACCAUGAAACUUUUCUUGAGAAGGAGAGCAGAUGCCAUAGGAGAAGCAGAGCAAAGAGAAUGUUCAGUAGAAACACCAGGAAGGGGCUAAGCACCCGCCUAUGGCGUGUUGGGUCUCGCCUCUAUUAUUUCCAUGGACCCAGAAGCAUCCAGACAGGGUCUGUCGUAUUGCACUUUAUCCUGUGGGUGUGUAUGUAGGUGACUGUAAGUCCUGUGCUUUAUUCUUGAUGUCGUUUUCAAAGUCACAACAGUGCAGAGUGGAAGUCUGGAGAUGUGGGGCUUAGGAAUAGUAGCUGCUGGAACAGUGUGCCUUGUCUGGGAGAGGCAAGGGAACGCACAUUGGCCCUGUAGAAUCACAUCUAUGUUCCCAUUUAAGCAGUGCAGUGCGGGGCAGACGUAGAAGACGUGGAAAGGGAGAGGGGACACAAUCUUUACUCCCCUGCAGUUCUGCAGAGAUGCCCUAGUAAGCUAUUUCAGAGUACCAUUUUUACUUGGUCAACAAAUGUACAUUUUGAUAACCUGUCAGGAACGAAUAAAGCAUUUUUAUUUAAAGGUACAA
Suncus etruscus (white-toothed pygmy shrew) is the source of this 7260-nucleotide messenger RNA. RefSeq names its product autophagy related 2B (gene ATG2B). Bases 20 to 6271 code for a protein of 2083 amino acids. Gene Ontology annotation, biological process: autophagosome assembly; autophagy of mitochondrion; piecemeal microautophagy of the nucleus. Gene Ontology annotation, molecular function: phosphatidylinositol-3-phosphate binding. Lineage: Eukaryota; Metazoa; Chordata; Mammalia; Eulipotyphla; Soricidae. The record is from RefSeq and is a predicted model, not a curated record. Gene Ontology annotation, cellular component: phagophore assembly site; extrinsic component of membrane. The transcript has 42 exons.